Messenger RNA from Aphanomyces astaci, 606 nucleotides. RefSeq lists its product as hypothetical. Lineage: Eukaryota; Oomycota; Saprolegniomycetes; Saprolegniales; Verrucalvaceae. The record is from RefSeq and is a predicted model, not a curated record. The transcript is spliced from 4 exons. Bases 1 to 606 code for a protein of 201 amino acids.
AUGGGGACCCGGUGGGGAGACAACGGGUACGCCUACUUGCAGGGAGGUAUGGGAACUGAAUGCAUGUGCAACUUGGCCGAAGGAAUGUCGUGGCUGGUAAAGCCUAGAGCCAGUGUGUCUGGUGCUCGGCUGAACCAAACCAAAUGUCAAACCCUGGUUCUCAACGGCCACCUUGACCCUGCUGACACCGAUGGUGGGGGUCUCCUGAACAUUGUGCCCUCAGGCCAACCUGUCAAGUACCUCGGGCUCAUGUUCGGCCACCGACUACCAUCCGACUACCAGCUCAACCUCGUCAAUGAGAGGUGGUCCUGUCCAGCUUCCAACAUUGGGGUUGCCGUGCUCGCACACUGCAAGGACUCCAUGCUCAAUCGACAGCAUAUCCUCUUCCAACGCUCUACAUCUACCAGCUUGAACAUCUUGGACGCGGGGUCCCGCUUUUGUCGAAUGUUUGACGAGGUGAUGCGCUCGUUGGAACAAGACCAUCUAGAGUGGGUACUCCACCAAGAAGGCGAAAUGGUCGUCGAAAUCAUGACGAAAUUAAUCAAGCCAGAAUCGCUGAAGACAGCGGGUCAAAAUCAGCUGAGUUGCAGCGGAACAAGGCGUUGA